GGAAGAUGGGGAAGCUGAGCGCUUUCACUCUGACGUUCUCCAAGCCGGAGAGGGUGUAUACAGCGGGCGAACUCAUAGCUGGGAACGUUGUAGUUCAGCUUAACGAAAAGAUGCGAAUGAGAGGUAUCCUGAUUUCCUUCAAAGGAAACAGCCUCGUUAAGUUUGAAAAGAAGACGUCAGAAUCAACCGACACCUAUAAAGCAAAUGAAGACUACUUGGACCACACGUAUACUUUAUUUAAACUAGCUGAUGGUACCAAAUAUCUGCACCAAGGCGAGCACCGAUUCAGCUUUCAGUUUCAGUUGCCACCCGCACUACCCGGUACCUUCGAAGGGGAAUUUGGAUAUGUCAGAUAUUACGUCAAAUGUAGGAUAGACAGGCCAUGGAAGUUUGAUCAUUGUGUGAAAGAGGCCUUCAGUGUUCUAGGCAAGCUGGAUCUUAAUUCUGAACCGGGUGCGGAUAUGCCACAGCACCUGGAAGAUUCGAAGAAUUCGUAUAACUGCUGUUGUGUGGAGGACGGUGCUGCAAAAUUAACCCUAAACAUACCCCGAACAGGCUACGUGCCAGGAGAGUCCAUCCCUAUCACGGCAGAGGUGUCCAGCAGCGUGCCAGAGAUACUCACCUUAACAGUGGAACUUAGACAGUAUCUCACUUUUAAAGCUGGGAGUCAUACAAAAGAGUUGCGGAAUGUCGUAUCACAAUUCGAGCCGGUGAAAAUAGCCGGUGACUAUUUUGCCAACCAGCAACCACUCCACAUCCCGGCCAUCCCACCUUCACGGCUUGAUGGAUGUGACAUCAUAGAUGUCCAGUAUGCGCUCAAGGUAAAAGCGAUUGCAGGCUGGUUCGAGGUAAAGUGUAAAGGAAAAAUCAUUAUUGGAACUAUCCCUCUCCGUUCAGUGGUGGAUGCUUACAGAACUCCGCCUAUGCCAGAUUUAAACAGCAUUGCGUUGGAACCCAGUGCACCUCCCGGUCCAUUUCCACCAGCAGUGCAUUCUCCACAACCGCCCCCAAAUGCUGCAGCGUUUGAGAUGCCACCCCCGUCGUAUGAAGAGUGUGUUUUUGGAACCACAAAUAUUCGGGACACUGACGACACGGACUUCACUUUCGGUUCUGCGACUUACGCGCCCAAAUACACGUACUACAAAUGGACUUAAACCCGAUCGGAGAUACUGGCCUUAUAUACAUCUGGCCUUAUAUACAUCUGGCCUUAUAUACAACUGGCAUCAUUUUGAAUUCACUGGUUCACUGGUUUUGGACCUUCUCAAAAUAAGAUUUGCACUUGCGGAAUCAUCAGUUCUUUUUUUAAAUUUAUUUACAAGUAUUUGUUUGCAUUAUUUUAAAAUUCAUAUUGUGUUGUAAUUGUGAAUUUUGCUGUCGCCUUCAUUGAAAUGAGAUCUGAUCCUGAUAUUAGGGCACUUCUGCUGCUUCACAUAUGGGCGAGAAAUGCUUAUGUAUUGGAGGGAUUUUGCCGAUACGACAUCGCUUGUGUGGUCUCUCUGGCGUAUAUCCCUCGUACACGGGACUUUCAUGUGUGCAGUGUUUAAGUCUGCCACGGUGGUUGUUGACAGUUACGUAAUUUACAGUGUACUCCGAGUAUCUGUAUUAUAGUUACCCUUUCAGUUGUCACCACGUACAAGGUGCGUCUAGUGUCAAGUCUUCCCAGUUUAACUAAUGCAAGGCUGACAUCAGUGGUGAUAAAUAUCAUGACCCAGUUAUCGUUCCAAAAACAUGUAGUUUAAGCAAUGCUAAGGUAAAUGUUAAGGGUAACAUCUUAAGAAAUGCGGCAUGAAUGACCAGGCUUUUGUACACAUGUAGGAGGUGUUAUGUGCACGACUGCCGUCAGUUUCUAAAAAUAGCUUGCCACUGCUUACAUAUGCUAAGUUCAGGGAGUGCUGUCUGCCUCUACCUUAGAAUAUUCUAGAAUGCGCGCAGUUUGUUUACAUCAAGUGUUCAGGAAUUUUCUUAUUCUGCACAAUCCCACCAGGCUAUAUAAGACCUAUGAAAGCACGUCAAGAGGAGAGAACAGAGAACGGAGAGAAAGGAGAAUUAUUGAGAGCUUGGAUGCUUUUGUUGUGUAUUACUUUAGUAGGCCAAUUGUGCUGAAUUUUGGUGUCUCUAUAGCCUCUGGCUUUGUUAUAUCCUAUCUCCACCGAGCACUUGUUCAGUCUGAACUUGUAUGUUUAAUUUGUGCUCUUGUAUACACAGUGCUUAUUAGUACACGGACCCUGUCUGUGGAAUUUUGUGUAUUUCGUCAUACACUCAGUUAUACUGUGGAUUUUCCCUCUGGUGAAUUUGCUUUAGUAUUUGUAUAGAUACUGCUAUCCUUUCUUGUUCAACUUAAGUACUUUAGUAUUUGUAUAAGUCUUAUUAUCUGUUCUUGUUAAGCUAAUAAAUUGUUGUAAAAUAA
Molecule: messenger RNA, 2407 nt
Organism: Liolophura sinensis
Lineage: Eukaryota; Metazoa; Mollusca; Polyplacophora; Chitonida; Chitonidae
Product: arrestin domain-containing protein 17-like
Exons: 7
Coding region: 6-1154 (382 amino acids)
Biological process (GO): protein transport
Cellular component (GO): cytoplasm
Source: RefSeq, a predicted model, not a curated record